Messenger RNA from Colletotrichum higginsianum IMI 349063, 1452 nucleotides. RefSeq lists its product as uncharacterized. NCBI's taxonomy places the organism in Eukaryota, Fungi, Ascomycota, Sordariomycetes, Glomerellales, Glomerellaceae. The transcript has a single exon. Bases 1 to 1452 code for a protein of 483 amino acids. The record is from RefSeq and is a predicted model, not a curated record.
AUGCGCCGAGUUCUCGCGCUCAUCAUCGUCUUCGUGGCGCGCACCCUCGCCCGCGCUGUCCCUGACGUUGGUGUCAUCGACGCCGCUAUAUCAUCUCCACCCAGUCACAAGAUCCCCUUCAAGGCCUCCAACGGCUUCGACGUCGUUCUCAACAUCGCUGCUGGCGUUCGCCUCACCGACGAUAUCCACUCCCUCCCCUGGCCCAUCGCCAAGCACAUCAAGGUCGUCAGAGGCGGCGAGCAUGUCGAGCUCUGCGCCGUUCGCGCCACCCAGAGAGACAGCGGCGUCGGCAGCCCCCGUCGCGACGAUUGCCAGGCUCUCUUCGACUACGUCAAGACGAAUCCGGCUCUCAUCUACUUCGAGCACCCAGACUCCGACCUCAACCGCUGGGCCGAGAUCGUCUGGGUCGGCAGCUGUGCUUUCCGCGCCCGCACCUACACCCGCGAUGUAGUCAUCUCCACGGGAGACAUCGCAAAUUUCCUCGACCGAUCUCUGAGUCGCCCCGCUUGGACUAUCGACGGCCGCAUCUCGGCUGCUGGCGAGGCUGAUUGCGCUGUCUGGAGUAGUCCCUCAGGCAGCGCACCAUCCUUUUGGAGACUGCAACUGCGCGGCCCCUUGCUCGACGGCAUCCCGAAUAACGGUACUCUUCCCAGCAACUUCACCUCCGGCAACGAUACCGCUCAGCCUGUCAAAAUUCGCCAGGCCAAGUCCGAGAAGCCCCUCAUCGUCAAGUACUUCGCCCAGAUCCCCAACAACGCUUCCGCCUACGUCUUCGAUGGUACCGUCCACGAGGAUUCUGACGAAUUCCAGCCGGUGAACUCAACCGUCUCCAAGCGGUACGAUAUGUAUCUCGGCGGCAAUCCCGAGGGCCCCUUCUGCACCCCCGUCUGGCUCUCCUCCGACUGGCACGAGGCAAACACGCCCCUCAAGUCCGACUGCCUGCAGCUCUUGGGCUUUUGCAAACAAAACACGGCCAAGGUCGUCUUUAAGGAACGCGACCUGAACUUUUGGGCCAAGUUUGCCGCCCACGAGUCCUGUGGCCUCAGCUUCAUGACCUCCAAGGAGAAGGUUGUCAUCACCAACCGCGACAUGGCCGGCUUUCUUGAGAGAGCCAUCAACUACGAGCCUUGCACCUAUAUGGAAAUUGGGGUUCGUGCCAAGAUGGGUGUCCACUGCGGCUACAGCAACGAGAAGCAGUACCAGGGCGAAUUCAGGCUCUUCUAUCGCGACCCUAGUCUCCCCAAGGGAGAUAUCGAGCAACGAGACACCGGCCUUCUGAUUUCAGCUCCGACCACCGAGGAGAUCGAGCGCCUAGACGUCGAUUUGCACAAUGCACCCGUCGACAGUAUCGAGCAACGCGCGCCGAAUGGGAACGACUUCCUCGAUGUCUCGCACGAAGAGUAUCCUGAGUCCAUGGCGCCCUCAGACGAAGAUCAGUCCGUGGAUUCUUGA